AUGGUGCCCAUGUUCAUAUUACUCACCACUGUCCAAAAUCUUGUUGUCAUGUCGUGGAUUUCCUUCAGUGGAAACGUGCUUAUAGUGACUGCGAUGGCAAUUGUAAUCGUGCGAUUACUUAUAAUGCCGCAUAUUCCAAUUUCAAAUCUCAAUGGUGUGACCACGAUUCCAGAUGCUGCAGUAGCUGCCGGGAGUAUAACGUAUGCUUAUCUUGCGCAAGCUGUGGUGCUACCUCUUGAGAACCAAAUGCGUAAUCCACAUCGAAUGCUUGGAUUUUUUGGAGUAAUUUCAAUGGCAGUGGUUUUCGUCGGCGUACUCUAUGGAGCAAUGGGAUUUUUGGGUUACAUCACGUAUGGGUCAAAGAUUGAGGGGAGCAUCACACUCAACCUCUCUAAUGAACCUCUCGAUUUAUCAGUCAAAGUGAUGCUGCUUAUCAUGAUGUAUUGUGGCUAUCUAAUCCAACACUAUCCCAUUUUCUCAAUGAUUUGGCCAAUGGUACAGCGCUUGCUGACAAGGUGCACCAACUUGGGCAUCUACUGUAGCGAACUACACGCUUCGCUAUGCCACAGUUAUUAUGUCAUAGCUGAGCAAAACCUGAGGCAAGUCUUGCUCGCAAUCACAAUCCCGAAUCUCGAGGAUAUUAUUCCAAUCAUCGGUGCCACCACCGGAAUGCUAUUGGCGUUCGUCUUCCCACCCACAUUAGAAUCUGUCAUCUUCUGGGAACAAUGGAGGAAACGUGGCUAUUUCACAUUGAUUUUCAACCUCACACUCAAUAUUGUUUAUAUUUUAAUGGGUAUAUUGUUUCUCAUAAUGGGAGUUCAUACUAAUAUACAAUCCAUGAAGAAUUCAAAGCAUUCCUGA
Molecule: messenger RNA, 861 nt
Organism: Cooperia oncophora
Lineage: Eukaryota; Metazoa; Nematoda; Chromadorea; Rhabditida; Trichostrongylidae
Source: the annotation of a GenBank genome assembly